Molecule: messenger RNA, 1524 nt
Organism: Mugil cephalus (flathead mullet)
Lineage: Eukaryota; Metazoa; Chordata; Actinopteri; Mugiliformes; Mugilidae
Gene: arl2bp
Product: ADP-ribosylation factor-like 2 binding protein
Exons: 7
Coding region: 114-656 (180 amino acids)
Biological process (GO): positive regulation of tyrosine phosphorylation of STAT protein; maintenance of protein location in nucleus
Cellular component (GO): mitochondrial intermembrane space
Source: RefSeq, a predicted model, not a curated record
CGGUUGUGUUCUACCCGACGAGUUGUACAGGUGCACAUACAUUCACCGUUACCUUGGCAACAACGUUUCGUUCGCUGUUGGUCACCGAGCAAUAAACGAUUUAUUUAAACAAAAUGGACAUCCAGGAACUCAAUGCCCGGAACUGUACAGAGAUACCGAUCAUAGAAACGGUUGAUAUGGACGAAGAGGACUUUGCUGUUUCCAGUUCCUCAGCUGCAGACUCGGCCUUUGAUGCUGUUAUCGGCUGUAUAGAAUACAUCAUCAUGGAUGAGGAGUUCCAGCAGCUUCAGCAGAGCUUCAUGGAGAAACACUACCUGGAGUUUGAUGAGGACGAUGAAAACAAACUCAGCUACACACCCAUCUUCAAUGAAUAUGUUGGCCUGCUGGAGAAACACCUGGAGCAGCAGCUGAUGGAGAGGAUCCCCGGCUUUGACAUGAACAACUUCAUAGAGCUGCUCAUGCAGCACAAAGAGGAGGUCCCAAGUGACAUCUUUGACAUGUUGCUCACAUUCACCGACUUCAUGGCCUUCAAGGAUAUGUUUCUGGAGUACAGAGCUGAAAAGGAGGGCCGGGGUCUGGACCUGAGCCAGGAACUAGUGGUCACAUCUCUGAACACUUUCGCCUCCAAACACAGUGGCUCUGCUGAAUCUCAGUGACGCUCACACACACACGCACAUAAUCAAACACUUGAAUUGCCUCUUCCUCCAUAUGUUCAUGUGAAAAUUUUGUUCAUGGGCCUUGAGAAAAGUGUUCCCUUCAAUAUGCCGUCUGUGCACAAAUGGCUCUUGAUAGUCAUGUUUCACAGCAAACACUCGUCCCAAGAGGGAGAGCACAGAAGGAAUAAAUGGUGGCACAGUUCCAUUAGUUGUCCCUGUAAACUGUAACAUUGCACAAGUGGAAUUCAGCCAUCAGUAAUACACCUGUGCUGCUUCUACUGUGACAAGUCAAGAUGUCACAUACACAUUCCUCUUAGUUUUAUUGGGUGUGUGUUACGGAGGAGCCUGUAGGUAGUUGAAGAUGGACUGGGAGAAACCGAUCCUGAUUUUACAAUCAUCCUCUUAUUAACACUUAGUUCUGUUUAGACGUUGCAUUUAUUGGAUCUGUCUGUUUGGAGAAUUGCAAUAGUUCUAGUGCUGGUGCUCAUCAAAUCCUUUAACAACCAGAGAGAAAGAAAACGUUAGAAAGUACUGAAUGCUUUAAAUAUUCUGUCUUUGCCUGGUAUUUAUCAUGAGACAGUACAUCGGUAGAAUUAAUAAUAUAUGUUUUUAUGAAGAUUUAAAUGAUUUGGCCCGCUUAUAAAUUCUUUUGGAUUGAAUGUUGUGCUUGUGAAAGUGUUUUUUAAUGUAAAUAGUGUGUGUACGAGUGUGUGUGCGUGUCUUUAAUUGGUUUUUGGUACACUGUCAAAUAGUUUUCUACUUGUUUCUGCAGUUUUCGUUCAAAAUAUGUUAUUUAUGUCACCAGUGGGGGAAAAAUACAGUUGUUGUUGUUAAAAAAAAAUAUUUUCAAAUAAACAAUUUAAAGUUU